GGACACAGCUGCGCGUGGCGAGCAGAGCGGAAUGUGGCGGUGCGGGGGAGCGUGUGCAUGAUGGCGGAGCUGCGGUGCGCGAGUGUGCUGGCGGUGUGCGCGGUGUGCGCGGUGUGCGUGGUGCUCGCGGGAGGCCUCGUCGUGCCAGACUCGCAGCUCGAGGACGACGGCACGCCGCGGAGCGAGCGCAGCACCAACCUGUCGCACAUCACAGGCACCGCGCGCAGGAUACAGCUGUACGUGAAGAACCGCCACCUGCAGAUCCUGCCGGACGGAACAGUCAACGGCACCGCCGAGGACAGCUCGGACGGCGUCGACUACACGAUCCUGCAACGAUCCUCGGUGCAUACGGGCCAGCUCAAGAUACAGAGCGUCGCUACUUGCCUCUUUCUCUGCAUGGACAGCUGCGGGCUGCUGUAUGGCUCGAGCCUGUUCACGGCCGACUGCGUGUUCAACGAGAUGAUCGAGCAGCACCACUACAACACCUACUCCUCGGCGCGCUACUCCAACCAGCGCCGCACGCUCUACCUGGCGCUCAACAGGCGCGGCCAACCUCGCAAGGUGCAGGUGCGGCGAGGUGCGACCCUCGGCAAGCUGUCCGCCUACACGCGCGUGCUGACUCAGCCCGUGCCGGCGCCGCGCGUGCAGCAGCUGGAGGCGGCGCUGCUGCGGGGGCGGCACCCCGCGCGCCACCACCAGCCCUGCCCGCCGCCGCCCGCGCCGCCCCACGACGCGCGCGACCAGACGCGCUGCCGCCGCCGCAAGAAGCGCAAGAAGAAGAGGCGGUGGUGCCGGGCGGGCGAGGCGGCGGGCGAGCAGUGCCGCCGCCGCUGCGCCGCCUCCGCGGACCAGGAGGAGUGCGUGCGGCGGCGGCAGGAGGCGCGCGGCAGGCGCAAGAGCAAGAAGAAGGCGAGGGCCAGCAACCGGCGCCGCCGCCUCCGGAGACCCAAGCAGGCCAACAACGGCGGCGGCAAGCUGGAGCAGGCGGAGCGCGGCUCGUCGCCGCCCCCGCCGCCCCCGUGAGCGGCGAGCAUGCGCAGUAGUUUAGAGUACGCAUAUUUAUUUUGAGCUUGAAUUUUUGUCCCGCGAAACGAAGAAAUAUGAGCCCGAAACAUUAAUCACAAACCACGAAACCAUGGUGUCAAUGUGUGGUGUGUUUGUUAUAUAAACACACAUAUUAAGUCUGUACGAAUAUUUAUUUUUUUUUUUCACUGUGGAGAAAAAAAGACUGCUAUUUUGAAAUUGCGACUCGUUUUGAUUUUAAAUAAACUCUAAAAUUUUAACCGGAGUUACGAUUAAUUACAUUUUUCAACUCUUUAAGUACGGAUGUUUAUUUUUCCCGUAAUACUAAUUUUUUGUUUGGUUACAAUACAUUGCUUUCGUCCGUCAAAGAAGCUUUUUUUUUUUUUUUAUUUAACCAAGUUUCAAGCAGAUUGGGUAGUAUGGAAUGUUCUUCAUUUGUCAUGAAAUAAUUUUGCCUUUCGUUAACAAAAUGCAACCAAUAGAGUAAAACGAUUUUAAUUGGUAUUGCGUCAUAACUUUGCGGAUAUUAUCUUGCAUCUUAACAAUAUGCUCACAAUUUUGUUUUAUUUUUGUGUGUUAUUAAAUCUAAUUAUUUUUUUUUUACUUUUUUGCGAAAUAGAAUGCUACAAUUUAAAUAGUCCUUGUAUUUUCUACCCUUAGUAAAUAAAAAAUAGAUGUCCAAUAUUUUGUUUCCAAUUGGAUACUAAAUAUAUUUCUUUGUAAUUUAUAAUCUGACAUCUUUCUUCGGUUUGCAUUGGAAAAAAAUAUUCAUUUGUUAUUAAAAAAAACAUAUAUUAUGUCUCAAAACUGAAUGCAAAUUAUUCUAAAAUGAUCUGUUAGUAUAAAUUAUUAUUUCAAAUUUUUCUGUACAUAUAACUAUGAAGCACUGUAAAUUUUAUACAAAGUUGUUUUACUGUAUGUGUACGUCAAAUAUGAAUGUGAUUGUCCUGCGAACUUGUUGAGUCAUUGAGGCCUUGAGUUACAGUUAAGUUUAAACAAGACACUGAAUAUUUAAUUGAAAACAUUUUGUCUGUCGGAGUAUUGUUUCACAAUAAAAUGUUUUGCUGAAUGCCGAAAAUAAUUUUGCACGUGUUACUAAAAUUAAUGGUAUAUAAACCUUAGGAUAGAACAUUAUUCUAAAAAAUCUAUUGUUUUAUAAUAGUCACAAAAUGGAUUUUAUUAUUACACUGCCCGAAUAAGAUUUUUUAAUAUUUUUUUUUCUUGCAAUAAACGUGGAUUAUUCUUGGUGUUUAGAAAUUUAAGUCAGUCAGUAAAUAAAUUUGAUUUCGUUCUGGUAUUACCAAUUUUAUUUAUUUGGCAAAUUUUUAUUUCGUUGUGUUUUCAAGCGACACAAUAUGAAUGGUUUGUUUAGGGAAGAUAUUAAUUCAAUAAAUCUACUCACUCUUACUAAAAUUGAUCACUUUAUCGGGCAAGUCAAAUAACAUGAAGGCAGCUUUUUAUUUUAUUAAACCUAAAAUUAAAUUUCACUCACUUUGAAUUUAUUUAUUUGUGGACGUUGGUGUCAGGAGUCUUUGUAACGAGAAAUGUGUUUCAGUGCAAAAUUGUGUAUUAAGUGUCGCAAGAACACCUGCACUUCAGACAGUGGCACCUGACACAUGCAAGCAGACCGCACAUAACUCGUGAUGCAUACCAAGAACAGUACCGUGAUAUUAACCUUUCUGAACUUGCCGUCAGACUGUUCUGUCGCUUACUACAGUCAACUAUACUGAUAUCCAGACUAUAGUGUCUUUCUUCCUGAGCAAAAUAGUUCCAGGUCUCCUGAAAACACUAAUUAUAAACGCGUAUAACUGGCAUAUUGACAGUUUACGCUAUAAUUUACACAGCAAUUUAAUGCUCGAUCUUACCUGCGUUUUGAGUGAAUUUGGUAUUUUGCUCUCCCCUUAUUAGCAAGUUAAUGUGUACAUCACGCAUGCACUAUACAUCUUAUAAAGUAAUUUAAUAAGAAUAAAUGUAAGAAUUCUUAUUUUUUUGCGAUUUUAUUUAUUUUCCAAUAAAGAUUUCAAAGCAAUGGCAUGCGGUUUCAUUAUUUCGAGAACUUCAUGGUAAAGCUUAAUAGUGUAUUUGAAAAGCUGAAACAAUAAAAUAGUGUGCAUUUUAUUUUUGGAAUAUUUUUCAUUUACCGACAUUUUUACUUCUACAUAAAUAUAACAAAGAAGACUGAUGAAAGCAAAUAUUACCUAAUGACAUUACAUUAUAGCAUGAGUUCCCGUCUGUUCGCUUAGAAUUCAAAGACUGAUGUUCAAACAUUUAACGGAAAGUGUUCGACUACCCUCGCCUGCUGGAAGGCUUCUUGCCAGAAGAGACAACACGUGCUGCCACAAUGUACAUACUGACGGUUAAAUUCCCGUACUCCGGUAAACUUUAUUUCUCAUGCUGUCAAACAAAUCUUGUGUAUAAAAAAAUUUCUUAUUGGUAAUUGUGUAUCUACUGGCGAAAAAAUGUAUCAGUAUUAAGGUUAGUUUGAUUAGUAAAAUUACAAAAACCUUCCUCGCGUGUUUUUGGAAGUCUUAAAAAUUACGUUUAUGCUUAGGAUAUUUUAUCUUGUUCAGUUGGAUGUAUAUUGAUAGUAACUUUGUUAAUUUAUUCGUGAUUAUACAUGAAGUCUAGCGUGAUAAGUAUACUUCAGUCGUAUAGAUCGUUUAAAAAUACAAUAAACUUGUACUAGUCUGGUCCCAAACACUGCCUUGGCGAUAUACCAAGAGGAUUAACAUAAAUUCUCGCACUGAUAAAGUGAAUAUGUAUUCAUGUCUUAAUUUUAAAUAUAUUGUAUGAAGGUAUUGAUUUGUUUUGUAAAAUGUUUGUACAGUGUUAUCAUAAAGAUUUUGUAAGCAAUAUAUGUCUGAAUGUAUUUGCGAAUGAAGUUGUGUUAAACUUAGGCCUAGAUGGAGGAAAUCAUAGUAUUAGUGGCGAGAAGGCAGUGUUGUAAGGUCCUUCAUGGCCACCAUAGCUAGAGCCAAUGUAAUGUAUAGUUUAAGAGAUGACAUUUUUUAGUUGCAUUUAGAUACCAGUAGAAAUAUUUUUUAUGGAAAAUUUUAGUAGUAAAAGAAAAAAUGAAAAAAUAAAAUACAAAUAAAAUAUGAAGUUUACAACAAUUA
Bacillus rossius redtenbacheri is the source of this 4139-nucleotide messenger RNA. RefSeq names its product fibroblast growth factor 9-like. Gene Ontology annotation, cellular component: cytoplasm. The record is from RefSeq and is a predicted model, not a curated record. Bases 58 to 1023 code for a protein of 321 amino acids. The transcript has 3 exons. NCBI's taxonomy places the organism in Eukaryota, Metazoa, Arthropoda, Insecta, Phasmatodea, Bacillidae. Gene Ontology annotation, biological process: positive regulation of gene expression; fibroblast growth factor receptor signaling pathway; cell differentiation. Gene Ontology annotation, molecular function: growth factor activity; fibroblast growth factor receptor binding.